AUGCUGCAGAGUGAAGAAUACUUGGUCACUCGAGAAAUUCUAGCAGAAGCAGUUGAAAGAAACUGCAGAGACGCCCUUGACCGCUACGGCGGCAUCCAAUACAUUGCUUCUGCGUUGAGAACAAAUCUCGAAGCAGGAAUAGUAGGCGAUCUAACCGACCUUAAAUCCCGGUGUGAAGCCUUUGGUUCAAACAUGCCUACUUCACAAUCACAACCUCAUAGCAUAAAAGGCAUCUUGUGGGAUGCUUUACGAGACACCACUAUCAUUCUCUUGUUGUGUUGCACGAUGCUUUCCCUGGCCAUUGGCAUCAAGAUCAAUGGAGCAGCAGAGGGUAUUGUCUAUGCCCUUUUCUUUAUGCUGGCCUUGUCUUCUGUUGUCUGCUUCGCUGCCGCCGCUCGCUUUCUUAGGGAGACAUGGAUGCUCAGGAAAUUCUCCAAACGGAACGGUGACGUUUGGGUUGUGAGGAAUGGCUUGGUUGAUGUGAUCCUCGAAUCCGACCUCGUUGUUGGUGACAUUGUGUGGUUGAAUACCGGUGAUCGAAUCCCCGCUGAUGGCAUUUUCAUAAACGGUGAUGAUUCGUUUAAGCUCAACGCUGAUUUGGAGGUGGAUUAUUCCCAGAGUCCUUCUCUGUUUACCGGCGGGGAAGUGUCUCAAGGCCGGUGUUGUAUGCUCGUGACGUCGGUGGGCGACAACACAGAGAGAAACAGGCUAAUGAGAAAUAUUGGGGAUGAUCAUCGCCUUCAACUGUUGGAUGCUAUUGAGAAAACCAGCUCUAAAUUCGAUAAGAUUUGGCUGAGCCUUUGGCUGGUCCUUCUGUUGGUGCAAUUCGUCCGUUGUUUCGUUGCGAAGAAGGUUCAGGCGGAUAAGGAUCCCAAGGGAUUGAAGAACAGAAUGGAGGAUUUGAUGAAGGAAGUGGUGAAGAAGGAGAGGUUGAAGGCCAAGGGCUUGUUUAUGAUGCUAUUGGUGCUUGUGUUCGCGAGCAGAGAAGGCUUACCUUUAGCCCUCUUCGUCUCCUUGUCGUAUGCCUCUCACAGAAUCAAGUCUUGCAAGGCCACUGUAGGGCAGCUUCAAGCUAGCGCUACGGUCGGCUUGAUCACCACUAUCUGCGCCACGGGUUUAGUUUUGAAGCAUUCAGAAAUGGCAGAAUUGUGGAUCGGUUUUGACCUCGUUCACCAUCAUCUGCAAGUGGACGUACAACUUGUCGAAGCUUUGCGCCAAGGAAUAUUACUCCACUCAUCAACAAAUGGGUGUUUUGAGGAAAUCUGUCUUCUUAGUUGGGCCACGGCUGUGCUAGGACUUACUAACACGGAGACGGAGUGCUACUAUAAGUAA
Messenger RNA from Salvia splendens (bonfire salvia), 1332 nucleotides. Its product is annotated as calcium-transporting ATPase 12, plasma membrane-type-like. The record is from RefSeq and is a predicted model, not a curated record. The transcript has a single exon. Gene Ontology annotation, cellular component: intracellular membrane-bounded organelle; plasma membrane. Gene Ontology annotation, molecular function: P-type calcium transporter activity. Bases 1 to 1332 code for a protein of 443 amino acids. NCBI's taxonomy places the organism in Eukaryota, Viridiplantae, Streptophyta, Magnoliopsida, Lamiales, Lamiaceae.